GGCUUCAUGGGGCGGCUGGGCUGGGGGGGCCACUUCGGGGGGCUGGCGGCGCGGCUGGACGGCGCCUUCGGGGCCGACGGCGCCUUCGCCCACGACCGCCUGCGCUUCGUGGACUUCGUGGACGACGUGGAGGAGAUGCUGGAGGAGCUGGCGCGGCGGGAGGGGGGCGACGAGGAGGCGGCCGACGGCUUCGAGGACUUCGUGCGGCGGCACUACGCCGGGGACGGCGGCGGCUCCACCGGGAAGGAGCGGGGCCGGAAAGCCUGGCGGCAGCCCGGGGGGGGCAGAUAGAGCCGUGGUGCGCGGGGGGGGGGCACACCCCGCUGCCAGCCUUCGUCCGGCGCAACAGCCCCGUGCCCGCCCUGGGGGGGUGGGGGGGGGGGCUCCCCUGGGCCGUGGUUGGGGUCUGGGGGCUACCUCGUGCCCCGUGGGGGCCACGGGCCCCCGAGUCGCUGCACUGUGUGACGCCGCACUGCUGGGGAUGCAAUAAAGUCACCGCUGGGCA
This is a messenger RNA of Cygnus atratus (black swan), 505 nucleotides long. Its product is annotated as pre-B-cell leukemia transcription factor-interacting protein 1-like. Lineage: Eukaryota; Metazoa; Chordata; Aves; Anseriformes; Anatidae. The record is from RefSeq and is a predicted model, not a curated record. The coding region runs from base 7 to 291 and encodes 94 amino acids. The transcript is spliced from 2 exons.